Messenger RNA from Caretta caretta (loggerhead turtle), 3179 nucleotides. RefSeq names its product glutathione synthetase (gene GSS). Gene Ontology annotation, molecular function: glutathione binding; ATP binding; glutathione synthase activity. NCBI's taxonomy places the organism in Eukaryota, Metazoa, Chordata, Testudines, Cheloniidae. The record is from RefSeq and is a predicted model, not a curated record. Gene Ontology annotation, biological process: glutathione biosynthetic process. Gene Ontology annotation, cellular component: cytosol.
CCGGCUUCACCCCCCCCCCGCGGGGCACUGGCCGGGGACUCUGCCUCCCGCCCCCCUGCAGCGCCCGGGGACUCUCCGUGUCAGGUAUCGGGGGGACAUCGAACUGAGGAGAAGGGGAUAGACUCCAAGGGCUGAUGAUACGCAGGGAACCCUGCUUCAGCUGACCACAGAAGUCCCAUUAAGCAGGCCUCCCCUCCUCCAGACUUUGGCAGCCGGCGAGCAGGAGGGAAUCAGGAGUGCCUGGACCAGGGUUGAACGAGGACAGCUUGGGCUCCGGGAACAGAGCGGCUGCACACGGGGCGUUGGGUGCACCAGCUGGUCCGGAGUCCAGCCCUGACUGGCGACCUCGCCCGCCCUCCUUACUUCCCGGUGAUAGGCCCACUCUCCUGCCAAUCAUGGGAGAAGGCGAGCGCUCGAUGCCGUUCCGGGCGCUGAGAGAGGCGCGUCCAAUCAGGGGUUGAGCGGAGCAAGAGCACACUUCCCUUCGCACGCGCAGCCGGCCGGUGCCGCGAGCUAGUAUUUGAAAUGACUGCCCACCUGGCCCUAUGGGAAGAUGUUUUGCACAAUGAGCAGCUCAUUCCAGAGGUAGCUGCGAUCGCUGUGGAUGCAGCAUUGCUUGAAGGAGUUCUGAUGAGGACCAAAGAGGAUUCCAAUUCAUCCGACGUGGUGAAUUAUGCUCCCUUUACAUUGCUCCCAUCUGUAGUACCAAGCACCAUCUUUGAACAAGCCUAUGCUGUUCAGCAAGAUUUUAACCUACUUGUGGAUGCUAUUAGCCAGAACGCGGAAUUCCUGGAACGCACUCUUGCUAGCACCAUCAAAGUGGAUGACUUCACAGCUCAUCUCUUUAAAAUCUACAAGCAAGUUCUGAAAGAAGGAUUGGCUCAGUCAGUGUUCUUAGGAAUAAAUCGCUCAGAUUAUAUGGUUGACCUUGGUGCAGAUGGCACUCCAGCACUGAAGCAAAUCGAAAUAAACACCAUUGCUGCCAGCUUCGGAGGCCUUACUUCGAGAACCACUGCUGUGCAUCGGCACAUAUUGAAUGUUUUGGGGAAGUCCAAGGAAGCUUCGAAGUUACUGGACAAUAAUCCAUGCAAAGGGAUUGCCUUGGGCAUUGCGAAAGCUUGGGAACUCUAUGGCUCAACCAGGGCUGUAGUGGUGUUCCUGGUUGCAGACAUCGAAAGGAAUAUUUUUGACCAACGCUGCAUAGAAAAUGAGCUGUGGACCAGGAAUAUCCGGGUGAUCCGGAGACGGUUUGAAGAUGUGUUUGAAAAGGCAUCUUUAGAUAACGACAGGAGACUGUACAUGGAAGGCCAAGAGGUUGCGGUGGUGUAUUACAGAGAAGGUUACAUGCCAGAGAACUAUAACAAACAGAACUGGGAGGCACGGUUGUUGAUUGAAAGGUCCAAAGCAGUUAAGUGUCCUGACAUUGCUACCCAACUUGCUGGGACCAAAAAAGUUCAGCAGGAAUUGAGCCAGCCAGGAGUCAUGGAGAGAUUACUGCCCAGCCGGGCUGAGGCGGUUGCUCGGAUAAGAGCGACAUUUACUGGCCUCUAUUCCCUGGAUAUGGGCGAAGAAGGUGCUAAGAUGGUUGCAAUGGCCAUUGCUGAUCCGGAACGAUAUGUGCUAAAGCCUCAGCGGGAAGGCGGAGGGAACAAUCUCUAUGGGGAAGAGCUCAAGCAACUUCUGGAGAAGAUUAAAGACAGCCCUGAGAGGUCCUCCUAUAUCCUAAUGGAUAAGAUCACACCUCGGACAUCAAUGAAUUACUUGCUCAGGGCUCACAGUCCCCUGAAAAUAUCAGAAUGUAUCUCCGAGUUGGGGUUUUUUGGUGUCUACAUCAGGCAGGGGAAGGACAUUGUGGUGAAUAAGCACGUCGGUCACCUCUUGCGAACCAAGGCAGUUGAGCAUGCAGAUGGCGGGGUGGCAGCUGGGGUCGCUGUGCUGGAUACUCCCUAUGUGAUAUGAAGAGGAUACCUCCCACAUCUGUUGCCCUAACUGCUGCUAGAAGAGCUGUGAUUUCCUUUAGGGUUUGAUAACUUCAGUGUCUUGUUAAAUUUCUGUAAGCAGGACCACAGGGACAUUCCCCCUCCUAGCACAGUGAUCAUGGGGAGGGUACGUGCAAUCACACUUGUACCAAAUACUUUUGUGCUGCUCCCCCACCCAAGUCUUUCCUUUUUAAUUCUUCCCUCAGAAAGUCUUGGGUUCUCAUCUGAUCUUUUUGCCUUGUUGAUAACUUCAUACAAGCUAAUCCACAGACCCAUCACCACCUCUGCUCCAGGCAGCCAGAUGUGAAUGUAACAGUCUGAAUUGUCCUGAAUGCAGCUGCUUUCUCAGGAAUGAGGCCAACCUAUUGUUCAGAACUCCUUGUAACUAGGAGUUGGGAUUUCCAUAUGUACCCUGUUCAAGACACUACAGCUGCCCAGUCUCUCCUUAAGUGCCUGAUCCCAGAGGGUUAAAUGUGCCUUCCACAUUUUCUGCUUCUCAUUUAGUUGCUACCUAUGAGGGCAUUUGUUUCCUGGGCCAAAGGAAAGGAAGAUGAAGAACAUAAAUGAGGGUUGAUGGAUUUAGUUAAGGGCUUCCCACCCUAAUGCUGCUAGCCACUGUAGUAGAGAGAGAGCCUGGAGCGAGGCCUGAACCAAAGUCAGCAAAAAAAAAAAAAAGCUAUGAGUAAAAGUCAGACUAUCAAAAAGCAGUUGCUUGCUUACAAGUUCACUGUCUGGUACAUGCAUGAGGCAUAUGCAUAGCUAGCAUUGCUAAAGCCCAGGCAUUCCGAAGAAGUUUUAGGUACAGGGUAUUAAUGUAAGCACAUUCCAGAAGGCUGGUACAAGUACACCACAACAGAGUUAUGGAAACAAACACAAUCCUAGGAGAGUGUACAGAAACACACCAACCCCAAGUAGGACAAAGAUAGAAGGCUAGAAUGAUGGAUGGAGAUGUCUUGUUCAAACCAGCGCAAACAAGGUGUAGUGUUGGUAACCACUCAUGCCAGGAGUGUAAUACAUAACUUGUUUGUAUCAAUGUAUAAAAGGAGAAAUUAUAGGAGGGGGCAACAGAAAAUCCUGCUGCUGACUGAGCUGAGCCCUUGUCAGUGGGCACUCAUGUUAGCUUACAUGUAACCAUAGAGCCAGGGGGCUAAUACUGUGUCUUAAGGGCAAUAAACCUGGCCAAGGGCCUUUGCCACUGAA